AUGACUUCGUAUACUACAUAUUUGACUAAAGAGCAACAAGAUGAACUGCGUCAAAUCGCUAACCAAAUUGUCACGCCUGGUAAAGGCAUUUUAGCAGCCGAUGAGAGCACUGGAAGUAUGGACAAAAAAUUAAAACCUAUUGGACUUGAGAAUGUGGAGGAAAAUCGACGUCUGUACCGUCAACUGCUUUUCACAUCAGGCGAUGAAAUGAGCAAAUAUAUCUCCGGUGUUAUUAUGUUCCAUGAAACAUUCUAUCAAAAAGGAGAUGACGGUACACCGUUCGUUGAAAUCCUUAAGAAGAAGGGCAUUCUUCCUGGCAUUAAAGUCGAUAAGGGUGUUAUUCCAAUGGCUGGUACAGUGGGUGAGGGAACUACACAAGGCUUGGAUGAUUUAAAUAAUCGAUGCGCUCAGUACAAGAAGGAUGGUGCGCAAUUUGCAAAAUGGCGUUGUGUUCAUAAAAUCGGUGCUACCACACCAAGUCAUAUGGCUUUAGUAGAAAUAGCCGAGGUGUUAGCCCGUUAUGCUUCAAUUUGUCAGCAGCACGGUCUGGUUCCUAUUGUUGAACCAGAAACAUUACCUGAUGGUGAACAUGACCUUGAACGAUGUCAAAAAGUCACGGAACUUGUUCUGUCAUACACCUACAAAGCAUUAAUCGAUCACCAUGUUUAUUUGGAAGGAACAUUACUGAAACCUAAUAUGUGCAUGCCUGGGAUGCAAUUCAAAGGCACAUGCUCCCAUGAAGAUAUUGCACGGGCUACCGUUACCGCUCUUCAACGAACGGUCCCAGUAGCUGUUCCGGGUGUUGUUUUUCUUUCUGGGGGUCAGUCAGAAGAAGAUGCAACACUUAAUUUAAAUGCUAUUAAUCAGUAUCAGGGUAAAAAGCCGUGGGCUUUAACUUUCAGUUACGGUCGGGCUUUACAAGCGUCAGCUCUUGCAGCUUGGGGUGGUAAAGCGGAAAAUAUUCAAGCAGCCAAGCAAGCAUUCCUUAAACGUGCAGAAGCAAAUUCGCUAGCACAGUUGGGUAAAUAUGUUGGAAGUGCAGGCUCUGGUGCAGCAUCGCAAAAUCUUUAUGUCGCUAAUCAUGCAUAUUGA
Thelazia callipaeda (thelaziosis nematode) is the source of this 1092-nucleotide messenger RNA. The record is from the annotation of a GenBank genome assembly. NCBI's taxonomy places the organism in Eukaryota, Metazoa, Nematoda, Chromadorea, Rhabditida, Thelaziidae.